This is a messenger RNA of Ilyonectria robusta, 2052 nucleotides long. RefSeq lists its product as uncharacterized. The transcript is spliced from 4 exons. Bases 1 to 2052 code for a protein of 683 amino acids. NCBI's taxonomy places the organism in Eukaryota, Fungi, Ascomycota, Sordariomycetes, Hypocreales, Nectriaceae. The record is from RefSeq and is a predicted model, not a curated record. Gene Ontology annotation, cellular component: nucleus.
AUGCGCAGCGCAUUCAAGUGGUUCCAGAACGAUACCACCAGAGCUCAGGAACCGUGUGGUUCAGCCUCCACUUGCACAUCCACACCCACACCCGCCCUCGCCUCCGCCGCCGUCUCCGCCGCCACCGCCAGCGACAGCGCCUGUGACUCGACUGCCCACUUCGCCGCCGCUGCUGGCCCUGACUCUCCUGGGUCCCUCAACUCGGCCUCGCUGACGCAGUCGCCGUCGCCCCAGCCGGAGACCCCUACCACCGGCCACUUUCCCACCGGCGCUGACGCUACCGCGACCGCUGCCUCUCAGGCUACCGUUGCCGCUACCGCUGGGACUACUAUUACUCGUCGUCCCGCUGCUUCUGGCACCACCUCCUCCAAGACCAUCCACAUCGCCGCCUUCUCCCCGCGCGCUGCCCAAAUACCCUCCUUGUCGUCGUCGCCUACCAGCCGCUACCACUCCAGCAACUACAACCCCUUUGCCAACCCCGACCCCGAUCUCGAUCUCGUCGGCCGCGACAUCGACUUUGACGACGACUUCAAGAUGACUACUGGUCCCACGCUGGACCCUUCCAUGGGUCGUCCCCGCGGCGACUCGUUUGUCAGCGCUGGCCCAAAGCCCAUCUCCGUCAACAACCCCAACCGCGAUAAUGUAAACCGAAAUCGAAGAGAGUCCCUUGCCGGCAGCCUCAUGGGCGGCAUGAGCUGGGGCGGCAUGUCCUUUGGGAGCUUUGUCCGCGACGAUAUUAUGAUGCAGGGCACAUCGCCCUUCGGCACCCACCAGUCCCCCUCCUUCCACUCGUCCUCGUACCUCCCCAAGCUCGAGGCCAACUUCAUGAGAGACUUCACUUGCUGCGGCAAGAUCUUGCCUAACCUGCACGACUUGCUACAACACUACGAGGAGGCCCAUACGCAACCAAGCCCCAAUACCGCCCGAAACAAUGCCUUCACUCAGUUCUCGCAGAUGGGCAUGCCCGGUGCGCCCAAGAUGCCCAACUCCCGGACCAAUUCGAUAACUCAGGGCCACGGGAAUGGCCAGUCGACGGGACAGCUCGGACAGCAGGGUAGGACCACAGGGUCAGCCAUGCAGAUGAUGGGCGGGCAGCAGAAUACGGGUGUCAAUGAUGCGCAUAUCAACACAUCAAACCUCAACGACGAAAUGGAUGCUGUGGCAGAUAUGGAGAUGGACGACGCCGUUGGCACUAUGGAGAUGGACGACAGUCAGCGGAUGCACCAGACGAGACAGCUUUUUGGGCAACAACAGCGACCACAGCUGAACAUGAACACAUCCGGCCUCACCCAGGGCCUGCGCACCUCUCAACCUCCAACUCCCGCGGCUGCAAGCUUCGGCCUUCAGAACAAUCCUACUGUUUCAUCCGUCAAUACGCCUACGCUUACUACCCACCAGGGUCAGCUACCAGGGAGGGGCCAACAGGUGGAUUUGGACGAGGACCUUCCCGGCAUGCCCAUGGGUGGUAACACAAAUGAUAUCGGCGACAUGAACUUUGGUGGCAACCAGAACGCCAACGAUUCCAACUUCUGUAUCAACGAUCCCGGAAAGCAUCUAUUUAGUCCCAACGGCGCAUUCCCAGCGGCCAACCGCUCUAUCCAGGCUCAGUUGGCCCAGUUGGGCCUCAACCAGGCUCAGUUUUCCGACCCGGCCGCCAACAAGGCCCUCAUGCAACGCCUCCAGAGCAUGAUGAUGCCCGAGGAGCAUAAGCCUUUCAAAUGCCCCGUCAUUGGGUGUGAGAAGGCGUACAAGAACCAGAACGGCCUGAAAUAUCACAAGACGCACGGCCAUCAAACACAACAGCUGCACGAGAAUGGAGAUGGUACAUUCUCUAUCGUCAAUCCCGAGACCAGUGCACCCUACCCCGGAACCCUUGGCAUGGAAAAAGAGAAGCCAUUUAGCUGUGAGACGUGUGGCAAGCGCUACAAGAACCUAAACGGUUUGAAAUACCACAAGGCCCAUUCGCUGCCCUGCAAUCCAGAUUUCAAGCUGCAGGCGCUCGCUGCCGGAAUGAACCUCCCAGGAAUCGGCGAAGACCAGAUGAUGCAAUAG